AUGUCCCAGUCCUCGCUACCGAUGGACAGAGAGCGACAACAUCACUUUCGAAGCUCAACCGAAGCGUCAUGUGGUGAGCUGGUGCGCCAGUACCUGACCGAGACGGACGAGCAAGAAGCACUCGUCGUUCUGCGCGAGCAUUUCUGGCACGACCAACGCAUCACCUCGGACGAUGUCCGCGUUGUCGUGCGUGCGGUCGCCAGCCACAAGGGCGCAAUUAGCUUUCCACCCGACUUUCCGCCCACGCGCUGGAUCCUUGCGUUCAAGCGCGCGCACGGCUUCGCACAUGCCGACGAUGUCUUCGCAUUCGGGCUGCCCGAGCGGGCCCACGUGGGGAGUCGCACCCACAGCAGCGCCGUGCGUGCAACAAGUAGCAUCCAGAUGAGUGAUGGUAGUAGCGAUGACGAGAAAGGUGGGGGCAAACAGCCGUUGAGACGCUCCGCCGCUGCGCGUGAGUCUGAAACCUUGGCGCAGUGCAGCAUGCGGACAAUGUGCGACAGCGACCCGCAGAUACAGCAUACUCGUCGACAGCAACAGCAGCAGCAGCACCGCUCCUUGGUUGUGGACAACUACCGUGCAGGACAUGGUUCCAGGCAUAAAUGGAGCAACGAAGAGAUCAGCUUCAACGCCAGCAGUGGUAGCGGCGACAGCGAGAAUGACACGACGACUGGGACUAGCAGCAGCUCGAGUGUCAGUGCAGCACCUUCUACUGGUAGCGCGGACAACAAUAGAGAUGGCGGUGUUUCCCCCCAAUACUUUGAUCCGACCUCCAGCGCGAAACGUGGCUACAAGCUGAGCCACACAGUGUCACCGGAGACAUGGGAUAGAGCAAUCGCGGCUGUGGAACAGCAGGGGAUGAGUCUGCGCGCCGCUGCCAGAACUUACGGUGUGCAUUUUGCAGCUCUCCAUCGCCGCGUGAAGAAGCGUGCGCAGGGAGGACAUUCGUCCAAGGGCACCAAUGGUUACUUUCAUCAGAGCGAUGAGGCCGGAAUCAUGCGCGUGGUGGUGGCCCGCGCGGAGCUGGGCGUGUUGAUGACGUUCGAUGAGCUUAUGAAACUGGUCGAGGUGGCUGCGUUGCGCAAACUUCCGGACAUCUCGGUGGCUAAUGCGCGCGAGCUGAUGGUACGCUUUCAGUCACGCAAUGAGCAGUCGGUUCGGCAUAUUAUCGUGGACUGGCCGCCAUCGGUGCCCACGACGUCAUUGGGCCCAGUUGCCAGCCACCAUCAUCUGGAGCACCCAGGCUAUGAUUACAGAUCCAAGUCCUCACCGCCAUCGACGAGCCGCAAAUGCUCGCGGCAUACUGUUGUGGGUGGCUCGGCAACGGAAGUAACUGUGCCCGCGGCGCCUUUGCACCUUUUGCUGCCUUCCUCCUCCAUUAACGGCAGCACCUCUUCCAUCAUCUCAUCCGUCAAUGGCAACCAAUCCAUGCUGCCGAGUUUGAGUGUCGGCAUGCAAUAUAUGCGGCCCCUGCUCAGCAGCAGCAACAGCAAUCUCAGCGCAUAUUCUGUAGCCGAAUAG
This is a messenger RNA of Peronospora farinosa, 1518 nucleotides long. NCBI's taxonomy places the organism in Eukaryota, Oomycota, Peronosporomycetes, Peronosporales, Peronosporaceae. The record is from the annotation of a GenBank genome assembly.